UUGGCGGUUAGACGGAAGUUGCUUCGUUGUUGAAUGUAUGUGAACAUUUUAUUUAGUGUGUAUUUAUUGAGUCGGCAUCGCCGAGGCGUAAUAACGCAUAUUAUGGAAUAAAUGGGUUGUAAUUGUUGGUUCGCAAACCGUUUGUCCACUUAAUCCGUGAGGCAUACAUCGUAUGAUUCCCCUGCCAGUUAGCCUACUACUGUAAAAGGCGAGAUGUCUAAACCUCACAAAACAAACGGUAAAUAUUUAUGGUGGUGCCUCAUGAGCCUCGAAUUCAGACCGGAUACCGCUGCAAAAAACAUCAAACAUCUAAAUCUGGGAAUGAACAUGUUUGACAAGCCAAACAAAGAUGGAUUCUACAUUGUCAGUCAAUUUUUAUUCGAGAAACUCAAUCCCACUCAUGCGCAAGAAGUCUUCAGACAUUGCUGGCCAGUUUGGGAUCACAAAUGUGAUGCUGAGUUUCGUAAAUUGACUUUGGGUUGGCUCCAAGAUAUAGCGAAUGAGGAAGGUAGCUCUUUUCCCAAGGUGGCUGCAUCACAUUUGCUUUCCCCUUCUGGACCAAGAUUUAUCAACUUGAUGCUCCACUUGGCUAAACAUGUUAUGCUGAAAACAUUGAAGACAUAUACCACAGAUGACACAUGGACUCCAGAGGCUUCUGUAGUUCCAGCAAGUUCACAGGCGUUGGAAAUGAAAAGAUUUCAGGUGGUGAAGAGACAAUUCCAGAGAGUGACUGUAGGGCAGGACCGUCUCAUUCAGGACUAUCAGAGAAGAGCUAAAGGUUUGGAGAAGUCUUUGAGGGACCUUGAUGAAGAAGAUGCCACAUAUGAUAAUAAGCUUAAAGAACACAACAGUAACGCAGAUUUGCAGGGAGACAUUCUUGCAAAAAGUCAAAAGGUGCGAGGCCUUUGGGCUGAGACAGACAGUGUCUUAUCUACCCUUGAAGGAGAGCAAGCAGUAGUGGAGAGUGUGAUCCGUGGACAGGUAGACCAGUACACCUUGGAUGGGAAAGACCUGAAUGUAAAGAUACCUACAGUUCUACGUGAUAGAAUGGAGCGGCUAUCACACCAGUCCAGUGUCGGGAGCUUGUUUGAGGGCGGAAAGCCUGUGCUUGUGCGUUUGCUGGAACUUCUAAAUGAAGGAUUAGGAAUUCUCAGUGAAGAGAGGAAAAGGAUUAUAAGACCCACUACACAAUUCAGUCACCAGGCCCUCCAGGAUCAAGCUGUCCUUUUCAGUCGCUCCAGAGAGAAUCUCAUGUUUAUAAGGCGUAAACUGAUCAAAGAGGAUGCACCAGAAAUCAAGAGCUCCAUUAGGAGGCUGGAAGAGGACUGGGAGAGGAAGUGGGCAGAGUGUUUGAUAAAUACACCUCUCACCCCUUUCAUAAAAGAAGAACCCGUUCUUGACUUUGUCUCCCCUAUGGCACCACUCUCAUUUGAGCCAGCUUCUGAGGCUAGCUUUAAGGCUAGCAUCCUCUCCCAAUAUUCCAGUAUGCCAACUGGACUGCUAGAGCAGACUUCUAAAAGAAAACCAGAGGUGACUGAGAAAACGGAAGUCCACCUGAAGCCUGAAGAGAAGAACACUUCAUUGCCAACUGAAGAUAAUGGAGUUCUGCUUUUCUCUGACUGCUGCUUUUCCCCCAAACAAGCAACUUGUGAUGCUCCACUGUGUGAAAAUUCCUUGAUCAAAUUUCAGUCUGUUGUCCAGACACCCAGUCCCGUACAGGCUAGCCACAGGAAAACUCUGCUCUCAAAGACAAAGACCUCUGUCAUGAAGAAUAAGGCACAAAUUCUAGAUUUGGAAUGUGACAACUUGGCAAGUCAAGUUGCAGAGGCUGUGAUCAUGAGUCCAGUAAAUGAAAGGAGGGAUGUGGACCUGGGGCAGUUACUGAAUUCCAUAUCUGACCCCUUUUCGACUAGGAAGCAGCUGUGCCGUACACCUGAAAGUCUAAUUAAGGAUGUGAGAAGUUCAUGGAGAAAAGCAGUUGAGGAAGGCACAGUUGAGAAAAAACAAGCAUUCUGGAAUCGACAUGACAGCCUCUCUUGGCUCAAGAGUUCCCCAACCAAAGAAGAGAUGAACAGCCCUUUCCACAAACCAAGUCCAGAGCCUUCUCUCGUAUUUGACUCUACAGCUACCAUUGCCCAGUGCACUUCUGUCCAACAGGGAGUUUCUCUCCACUCAACUGUGUCAUGGGAUGCCUCACAGCUGGAGGCUCUUGACAGCCAAAGCUCAAGUGAUGUUAUUAAAUUUAGCAUUGCUCAAGAAGAGCUCCCAGAACUUUUUGACGAUGAUGUGUCGUUCAACAGCGAUGGAUCGGUUGAGAUCCACAUCGAUAAGAAAAGCGAUCAAGAACUGCCACCGAUUGCAUCACAUUCUCCUCUUGGAGAAUUUCCCCUGCAUAUGGCUCAGAUGUGCUUGGAGGCCACCUUAGAUAAAGCCUCUUUCAAGGACACAAGCUUUGAGAAGUCUGAUUUCAGGUCCCCGGUACAUUCAGGGAAAAGCCCAGGUUUGAACCACUGGGCUCGAGAUGAGAGGCUAUUCUCUCUUGAUUUGGAUAAGCUUGAGAGUAUUUCCCCCCCUCUGUCAGAGAAACUCGCCCUGCCCAGUUUGGUGAACUUAACUCUAGAUGAAUACUAAUGUAUAUUUAAAGGUAUGUUUGGGUUUAUUACAAGUUAAGCCCAAUCAACAGCAUUUGUGGCAUAAUGUUAUUACCACAAAAAUAAAUUUGGGCUUUUGAAUCCCUCUCUUUUUUUUUUUUUAAAAAAGCAAAAGUCGGGGUUAUGGUUCAGCACUUACAAAGGAAGUGAAUGGGAUCAAUACAUAAAUGCUCAUUCUUCCUGUUUCAAAAGUAUAGCCACAAGAAGUAAACAAAUUGUGUUAACAUAAUUUUAGUGUGAAAAUCACUAAAAUUGUAUAACUUUGUUGCCAUGAAGACCUAAUGCUGAAACAACAAUUUAACAACUUCACAGCUCAAAUAAUACAGAAGUUUUAACAGAAGAAUUGAUGCAAAAUGUAUAAGCUUCAAAUUUCUGCCUUUUAAACUCUCCAAAAAUGUGCCCUGUUCACAUCCCUUGUAAGUGCCUCACUGUAAUUAUUUUAUUUUUUAUUUUUUUAAGAAAAGGUGGACAAGUCGAUUUUUAUGGUGAUCUACAUAAUGCUACAAAUGCUGUCUUGUGACCUUAACUUGUAUUGAUCCAGUAAUUUUUGUUUAAUUAAACGACUGUAAUUGUUUACUUACUAGGAUUGAUACAAUAGUAUCUGUCAAAAUGAAUUUACUCUUUCUUAAUGUACUUGACUUUAGAUUUACUUGGCCUAAUCAUAAGGAUUUGUUGAUCAUAUGUGAAUACUUAUAAAAUGUAUACUAAAAACAUUUAGUACGUACAAACUAAUUCAAUUGUGCACUAAUGUAAGUUAAAUAUUGACAAUGUUUGUGUUGCAUCUUUUGUAAUAAA
Molecule: messenger RNA, 3446 nt
Organism: Xyrauchen texanus (razorback sucker)
Lineage: Eukaryota; Metazoa; Chordata; Actinopteri; Cypriniformes; Catostomidae
Product: HAUS augmin-like complex subunit 6
Exons: 16
Coding region: 214-2631 (805 amino acids)
Biological process (GO): spindle assembly
Cellular component (GO): mitotic spindle microtubule; HAUS complex
Molecular function (GO): microtubule binding
Source: RefSeq, a predicted model, not a curated record